CAGCGGACAGACGCGCAGGACGGCCAGUGAGUUGCUCUGGAUCAGUCUGGCAUUCCUUCGGUGCUGCGCCAGAGGAUGCACAUCUGGAGCGGAGAGAAGCUUCACCGUGUCUUUCAGCCUCUGGAAGGGAAGUUAGAAUAGCGGUUGAGGGUGUUUGCGGUAUAUUUUGGAGAAAAUGGCAGGCACAAAGUGCCUUUUAAAAACGCCAAGUAACUUCCAGUCGUGCGCCAUGUUUGAAGGUUUCGAGCCUGUUGAGGUGGAGGGAGGCAGCACGGAGAGCACCAUUGCUUCAUCCAUCAGCGCCUGCAAGAAGGUUCUGUGCAUCAACAGCAUCCUGGACUCAUCUGAGUACUGGCUGAACAAUGAAAAGACUCUGUGCAGAAUUGGCCUGCUGGAUGAUGAUGGAGAUAGCAGCUGCACCCUGGUGAGUAGCAUACUGCGAGCAAAGAAACAUGCACAUCGUUUUGGCAACACAGCCGGGCCGUGUCACGUCUGCUUGUCUUUAAGCUGUGGGAGAUGUUUCGGUGUCUCUGUUGUUUCUCUGAUGUUAUACCUUUAUCUGUGUUUUGUCAAUCUGGACCCUCAAAAGAUAAACUGUCAAGAUGAUGAAAACAAAAAGAAACUGGCAUCAGUGUCUCCAGACUUGCCAAGGCUUGUUGAAUUACUGACCGUCCGUCAGCCCAAAGAAAAUGAGAUCCUGCUGCUUGGAGGCCUGGGAACCUCAGAACAAUGCCAAACACACCCACACUCCCCCCUGCAGGGCAGACAGCGCACAGGUGCGUGUUUGCUUCCAUCUUCGGGAAAGAGGCUCUAUACCACUCCUGCCAGCAUCAUCUUUGAGAUCAACAAGUUUCUGAUUGGACUGCAGUGGGGGAAAGAUCAACAGUUUCAGCAGGGCCGAGCUCCUGGACAGAGGGUUGAUGAUGACACCAAUCGUUCAAUCUCAUCUAUUGAAGAGGACUUCCAAACAGCAUCAGAACAGCUCGGGGAGGACAGUGAAGAUGAUGCCUUAAAAAAUGAACCAGAGAGUGGUGACAUGGGGCACAGCUCAGUCGAGGCUGCACAGAAACACUCUGUCAGACAUGCAUGUCACAGGGGACAGCUGGCUCGUCAUCAAAGCCAGGAUGAUAGUGACAUAAAAAAGGAGGGGCUUCCCAGCGCAAGUCUUCAUACAAAAGAAUCAGCUGGCCACUACGCAACCAAUCUAGCUGAGUCGGUAUUGCAAGAUGCCUUCAUACGACUUUCUCAAGAUGAAACUUCCUUUGUCCCUGAGGCAGCGAUUAGUGUGUCCCUCUCUACUUCCAACAGACCUUCAAAGACCUUACAGCCUUCACAGCAGCGUACCUGCUCUUUUGAACUACCCAAAAUUGUGAUAGUCCAGAGCCCAGACAAUUCUGAUGGAGCUGCAGAUUGGUCAGAGAUGCAAACACCAAACCUGCAUGAUCAAAGCAACCCUGUCAAAGCACAGGAAAUGACUGAGACUGGCACCCAGGCUGAGGCUCCUCAACACAGUGAUGGACAUGAACAUGUUGAGUUAGCUUUGGCCUGUGCAGCCACUAUUAUUGGAACCAUUUCUUCACCACAACUGACCGAAAAGGUUACUCUUGAAACUGCUUCAGUUGAGUUAAAAGAGGAGGAGUCGCAGGAAGUAAAGAAAAAAAGUGACUAUUCUGUCUCCUCGGCUAUGGGUAGCAUAGCUCAAGUAGCUGGAGCAGUUGCAGCAGUGGAUCUAGCUGAAGUUCCAGUAGCAAGUUUUGAAUCUGAUGCAGAUUCAACCGAGGUCUACACGGCUUCCCAUGGUCUAAUGUCUGCAGCCAAGGCCUCCACAGCCUUCCCACUGCACUGCAAUGUGGCAGCGGGUACAAGUGUGGAAGCAUUUCGAGCUAAUAUUGCUGAGGUUUUGCAUAGGGAAGCAGCAGAAGUCCUGACUCAACCACAAGGCUACAAUAGUGUAGCACACUUGCUGGAAACCACACACAACAAAAUAGUGGAUGGCAUUACAUGUCCAAAAAAAUGCUGCUUGGAGGAAAGUGAGGUGGAUGACCUAAUAAACGAGGUUGCUGACAGCCUGUUCAAACAUGCUUUAGAGAAGGCAAAAAAAAAAAAGGAACUGGAGGGUGCUGGAAAAGAUUCUCCCAGCCUCCAGGUAUUUCUUCAGGACAGUGUAAACAACUUGUUAUUUGAAAUCCUCUUCUUGACCCAGAAAAAGAUCAGUCAUAUAUCCAUGGGUGACGAAGGGUCAGAGGAAACACCCGAGAUUUGCUCUCAGAAGCCUAUUGAUGCAAAGGAGAAUAAGGAUCCAUUAAAUCAAUUAAAAACCUUAGUUGGUAAUACUCACUCUACUAAUAGCGAGAACCUGAGUGGUAUGUUCCACUGCACAGAGAGGUUUUCCAUGAUUCCUGAACUAAAGCAGAAACAGGGCCAUGACCUUGAGGAUGUAAUGGCUUCUCCCUCCAAGGCAAACUUUAAAGAACAACUGUUGCAAUCCCAACGCAGACAAAGUCAGCCUAAACUUAAAGACUUGCCUGAUCUGCAGCAAAACAACGGUGCCAUCAGAGAACCUUCAACUGAAAUACAAGUUCACAGCACAGAGAGGAGGGGCAGAUUAAUGAUGGGCAGUGAUGGCAAACACCCUUCUUUAAUCUCACAGUCAUCUCUCAACUCAUGUGGCUCUCUUCUCUCUGUAAGAGGGGACUCUGACUUUAGGGCACCUAUCAGUUGCUAUGCUGAGGAUUUGGCUGCCACAGUCGUAUCAAUGGCUACAGAACUGGCAGCCAUUUGUCUGGAAAACUCCUCUGGGAAACAGCCUUGGUUUUGUGCUCUUAAUGGAACAUCAUCAGAAGUAGCAGAGACCUAUUUGAUGCCAGCCUGCCGCACAGUUUUAAGGAGAAAGGAGUCUCAAAGCAGCAAUGCUGCCUCUAGAAAACAUAGAGCACCACGGCUUAGUGAAAUUAAGAGAAAAACAGAGGAGCAACCAGAACUAAUGGAGAGGCUGGUAAACCGCGUGGUGGAUGAAUCGGUCAACCUUGAUGAGCCGCAGGACCCAUUCGCCCUCUUUGCCUCUGAAGUCACAGCGAGAAUCAUGAAUUGCCCUGAACUCAACGUGAUUGAUACCUCCAAGCCAGGCCAGCAGCGCAGCAGGCUACAGUGUGAAAAGUGGAGUCGUGUAAAGGCAUCUAGUUAUGAGAGCAUUCCAGAAGAAGACACAGACCCUACAGGCGCACCCAAUACUCUUGGCCCAGGCUGUCGCUUAGGUCAGAACUUAAGCCGUGGCAGCUCCAUUUCUAAGCAGUCCAGUUGUGAGAGCAUCACAGAUGAGUUCUCACGGUUUAUGGUAAACCAAAUGGAGACUGAGGGCAGAGGCUUUGACCUGUUGCUGGAUUACUACGCAGGAAAGAAUGCAAGCAACAUCCUGGCUGCAGCCGUUCAGCAGGCUGCAACAAAGAAAAAUGGUCACCUUAAUGUCAGGGCAUCUUCCUGCCUCUCUAAACAGUCUAGCACGGAGAGCAUAACAGAGGAAUUCUACCGCUUCAUGCUUCGGGACAUGGACAAAGAGAACAAAGACUAUGGAAUUGCCAAAACUAAAGAGUGGAGCAACAGCCUUUUCCCUCCUACUCCUAGAACUCCCUUCUGUAUACGGCAAUCUUCUGUACCUGACCGACGCUCCUCAGACUCCCGAUUGACAGUCAACUCACCCAUUAAAGCCAACUCCUUUGAUGGAUUUGCACGUAAUGUGUACGGAGACACUCUUAAUAUCUUUCCCACCAAUUCGGUAUCAGCAACAGGAUUGUGCAAGUCAGAUUCCUGCCUUUAUCAAAGGGGUAAGACUGAUCAGAUUACUGACAUGCUGAUCCAUGAGACCUGGUCAAGCUCUAUUGAGUCCUUAAUGAGAAAGAACAAGAUCAUUGCUGAUCCAGAGGACAGUAUUGAGUUGGAAGCUUCAGGAGACUUGCAGCCUCAUGUGCAGCAAUUUGCCAAUCGACUGGCAGCUGACAUUGUUGACAUUGGCAAGUCUGCUUUAGGAGGACAGCUUGACAUGGCUGGGACAAUGGCUGGGUCACACAUGCAGUCACACACACCUGUUGUUGAGAGGAGGAGAGGCUUUAAACAGUCCCAUCUGACAUGCAGUCGAAAUAGGUCCAGCCAGGAGCAAGCUUGUGCUGCCAUUGGGUCUGGAAGUUUUGAUAGUAACACAGCCUGUCCCAGGAGUCCAAGAGAUGUGCCACUCAUCCACAUUGAGGGAGAUCAGAGGGUGGAAGAGACUCUUUCAACUGUUGAAAGGACAGGAGAAGGACCACAGGAAGCAUCUGUAGAUGCCAUGCGGGUGGAGAUAUCUAUUGCCAGUAGCAGCAGCAGUGAAAGGGACAGACCAGCUGUGGCGGUGGCUGCAGUAGUGAAGAGGGACAAGCGCUCAAUGAGUGCUAGCAGUGAAGAGAGCAUGGGGAGCUGGUCUCAUGUAACUCCUGAAGAUGACCCCCACGAGGAGACCAGUAGUUUUAUCCAGCUGAGUGAGGGAAACGGGACCAGCAGUGCAUCUAGCCUCGGCUUAGCUGACCUGGAUGCUUUUUCUGAAGUUCCCUCUCAAAGCACCAUUAUCAGUGAGGAGACAAAGAAAGGCCACCUGGAGGAAGCCAAGGUCAACAUUUUAGAUGGCUCUUCAGGAGGUGCUACAGGCAGCAGCAGUAACCUCAGACAGCUUUUAGUGGUGAACUGUGACAUCGAGCAAGAAUGUGAGGACUCAGAGCUGAGAGUGGCUCUGCAGUGGAUCGCUGCCUCUGAUUUGGGACUUCCUGUUCUCUACUUCAGAAGAUCAAAGGAGAAUAGGAUGACAAAGUUCCAGAGGGUGGUCCACCUAAUGGCUCAGAAGGCAUGGAGGAUUGCAGACUUGUUUAAGGCCGUGGCUCAGUUCUAUACACAACACGAGACCGAAGAAGAGGGCAGAUCUCUUCAAGUCAGCCUUUUUGACUGGCUAUUGGAAACCAUUUAAGGCAAACUUACCUUCUCUUGCUGCACACAGAUUAAGACGUCCCACCAGAGCUAAUCUGCAACGAGUUUGAGCCAGAAUAAAUAGUUCACCUAUUCCGGCUUAUCUCUGGGUCUCUUUAACAGCUUUGUUAUGCUAUGGCCUUGAAAUCUGAGGUCUCGUCUGGCUCCAAGAUGCUUUGCCAAUUUACAGGUUGAAUUUGACAAGAUUCCCUUUAACUUAAACGUGAUUUUGUUUUCCAUCCCAUCCCUCAUGUGUGUUGCCUACAACCUUAAAUCAAACAAUACCAGCUGUAUAUUUGGUUGAACAUUCCUAAUGGGAGCCAACUUUCAUGUUAUUUAAAGUCAGCAGGCUUUAAUGACUCAUAAAGACAUACAAACAUCAUGUAUUAUAAGAAAUAUGAUAAAAGUAGCUUCCAUUUCCAUUCUGAUGUGGCUAAAUGCUCGUUGGCAAGCAAAUCAUCCACAUCUUUGUUUUGUUUCAUGACCAAUUGAACAAUCAUCAAUAACUGUAGUAACUUUGAAAUUCAUUUCUGGGUCAGUAUGUUGUUUAUCUUCUUGUUACCUGAGAUCUAUUUAUUUUGGAUAGUUGUACUGUAAAUACUGUAGAUUUGGAACCGUUGCACCUUGGAGUAGUGGACUGCUCUCUAUAGCUUUUAAUAUGUCCAAAAGACCAAGUGAGGUUUGUAAUGUUGAAUUUGUAUGUGAAUUUGCUCGUCUACUUCUCUACUUAGUGGUAAAAAAGUAAAGUGAAACAUCAACAUUUGGGGGAUUUAAAAAAAAAAAAGCACACAAUUCAGCUGUAAACUGUCACAGUAGAACUGAAUGUAUUUAUCU
Cyprinodon variegatus (sheepshead minnow) is the source of this 5820-nucleotide messenger RNA. RefSeq names its product SPHK1 interactor, AKAP domain containing (gene sphkap). Lineage: Eukaryota; Metazoa; Chordata; Actinopteri; Cyprinodontiformes; Cyprinodontidae. The record is from RefSeq and is a predicted model, not a curated record. The coding region runs from base 176 to 4987 and encodes 1603 amino acids. The transcript is spliced from 12 exons. Gene Ontology annotation, cellular component: cytoplasm. Gene Ontology annotation, molecular function: protein kinase A binding.